UCUCGCAACAAGGGGUGGUGACACAAUGGCAGCAGCACAGCCUUGGACCCCUUACAACAGCCUCACCCAGGCUCCCACCAACCUCAAGGAGGCCAUUGACUGGGUCCUGAGGGUUACUGGUAAGGAUGGUAAAACAAACAAGGCGGCUUCGCCGCCCCAAUUCAGCUGCAUCUGUUUCCUGGCCAAGGCAGUGAAGGACCUACUGUAUGACGCCAAGGACCCGGAGUACCCUGGUCCCAGCCCUGACAGGAACUGGGACGGCAUACUCCUAGACCAGGAAAAGGACAUAGUACUGCCAGUGCUCACUGACCUGGGACUGGUCAAUAGUGACAGCACUAUCUACAGUGCUGCUGGUGGCACCGAGGUCAUAAAGGCACUGAUAGACCAGUUGGCCCAGGGACUACAGAAGUGGGUUGGGUGGCAGGAAAAAGGAGAUGAGUGUUGUCUGAAGGGAGAGGGUGGUGGUGGAGCAAAGGAGAGUAAAGGUAUAGGAAGGAAGUGUGAAUGUACUGGUGGUGCAGCACAGUGUUGUACCGGUGGUAGUGGUACUACCUGUCAUGAGUGUAGCCAGUGUGGUACCGGUGCCAGUGCUAGUGGUGCUGCCAACAAAUGCUACCUAUCGGCCUAUUGCAAGAAGAAUGGUACCGAUAGGAGUGGCACUCCACCUGAAGGACAAUACUCCUGGCCCACCAUAUCCAGUGACUCCACAAAGGUCCACCUCCUGGCCCGUAUUUUCCUAGGGUCAGUAUGUCUCAUCUGGAGUGGACUCAGUCAGUUGGGGUUCCUAACGGGUGGUAGCGAGAGGUGGGAGAAGGAUACACUGAGUAGUGAGACUAAGGGUCUCGGCUCAUUCAUGGCGGCCAUGGGCUAUGACCUGGAUAGGUUGAAUCAGGGGAGUGGUACAGGUAAAGGAAAUGGAGAGUUUGUGCAAAAAUUGUUGACCAAGAAUGAUAAAGGAGUAUCAUGGAAAGAAUUCCAGGGAGGCAGUACUAAUAAGGAUAGUGUAGCUGAGUACUAUAGCGGUAUCUAUGACAAGGCCUAUGGUGCUGGCAAGAGUACUACAGAGCAAUUAUGUGAGCAGUACCCCCUAUUGGUACUCCACAUCCUGGCCAGUGGGUACUUCAGGGCAGGUAGUGCCGGGGCUAAUAAAGUGACGCCGGCGAAGCCGGCCACUACUAGUUCUGCCAGUGUCACUCCCAGCCCUAGGAAACCCAGGACCAUCCGGGAAAUCCUAUACUGGCUUAGUGCAUUGCCCUAUUGUGAUAAGUACAGAGAGCUGGUACAGAGGAUGGGAGAUAAGACGGAUCUGGUGACCAAUGGGAGCGAUGAUAAGAAUAAGAUAGUGCUUCACGGAGAAGGUGAUGGCAAAAAGACGGAUCUCCACAAGGACAAGAUUACCCACUACCUGAUGGCCGCCUGUGGCUACUGCCCACUGGUACUCAUCGGUAUCCAGGGGACCAUAGCUACCGGUGGCAAUGACACUCCUGCGACAGGUAGUAGUGCUGGAGGAAGUGCUGGGAGUACUAACAAGUGCCCUGAACACAAGAAAAACCCUAGCGCUAAGAGGUGUAAACUAGGAAAGGAUGCUGCCCAGGCAUCGGCAGCUCCCCCGGCAGCUUCCGCCAACGGAGAACUCAAGGAAGGUGAGGUCUGCUACGGCGGGUACCACCUGGCAGUAAAGGAUUUCGGCCCCCUCCAUGGGAUGUACGCCAAUGGGCUCUUUGGCUUCCAGAUGGACCUUUCGGCCGCCCAGUGCCUGGACCAACUGAGGAUAUAUGUCUACCACUGCUUCUACCAGCUCUAUUUCCUGAGGAAGCAAUGCACGGUGGGAGUGGCAGGAGACAAGAAGGCUGUGCUGGGCUGGCAGAGUUGUAGGUAUGGGAAGGGUGUAAGUACCACGAGUGCUAGACUGUGGAUAUGUCAGACAAAAGGUACUGCUGGUGGUACGGAGCAUACCAAGAAUUGUGGUAUAUUCGAUGGUGCUAGAUCCAAGGAAGCUUCACCCUUACAGAGCUUUUUGUGUGAUGCGAUAGGAACAAUGGUUUGCAAUCAAACCAUAGGAGUAGAUCUCAACAGCCAGAAGCAGAAGUAUCCUGAAAUUGAUGCUCAUAUGAACAAGACAGUAGAUUCUAAAGGGAUAGAACAUCCGGCACACCUACAGUAUCCUCAGUUGUGCCCUGUCCCAAUGGGCUGGAGCAAGGAAGGCACUAGUGGUGAGAACCACUUCAAAGAUUUAAAUACUGGAAGCCAUAAGACACAACAACUUACAGGAGGUACUGGCAAAGCCACUUACCCUAUCCACUGCACUGGCAGGACACUGUCACUACUCCUGGAGUACUACUGUGACCCAGAAAAGUGCCAAAGUGGCACCCUAGUGGUACUACUGAGACUACUGGCAUGUAUUACUCCCACGGUGCCACGGACACUGGGUGACCUCUUUGGGUUCUAUUACUAUGUAGUCUACAUUGGGGGAAAUGGGAAUGGAAGUAAUGAAGUGAAGAAGAAGCUAGGAGAUUUAGAAAAGGAGGUGGUACUCUAUAUGGGUCAAGGUGAUAAAGUGGUCGAGGCACUCACUGGGUGGAGCAGUGGAGAUUGCCAGACAGGCACAAAAGGAACCCUCAAAUGCCUAACAGGGUGCAAUACGGGUGCCCCUAGUGGUCAAUGCUCUCAAUACCUCUCUCCUCUGAGUGGCCAGCAGUAUGGCCAGUUGAGUCCCUUGAUGGCCGGGACCUACCUGUCAUGGUUGGUCUAUUUGAUUGAAAAGUUCGAGGAUGGGCUGAAGGGGUUGGCAAAGGAUUAUAGGGAUAUAGUGUGCAGAGAUAAUUGCAGUUCGGGUCAGGGAGGAGGUGGAUGUAGCGAUGGUAAUGGAUGCCGACAAGGAACACAUGGUACUAAGUGCACUGGUGGUAGUAAUGGCGGAGUCUGUCAGUGUGCCUCUGUCGUAUCAUGUACCGGGGUACUACCGGUGUUGUACAAGUAUGGAUUUGGGUAUGGUAACGUAACGGAGCUGCACAAGCAAGGAGGUGUAGGUGUUGGUAAUACACAGAAGAAGUGUCACGAGUUCCUAAGCACGCUGAAUGGCGUUUUAGAAGGCAACCACAUCAAGCAUGACGGCACCAGUGGAGGCCUCCACCACGAAAUAAAUAAGCUCAUCUACACCACCAGGCUCCCCUGGAUCUUUGUUCUCACGCUAGCGUGGCUAGUAGCGGUACUCUAUCUAGCAUUUGGAGCCAUAUGGCCACUGGACUGGACACAUAUGAGGUCGCAUUGCAGGGGAUGGUUCAGGAAGGGUAGUCUGAGUCCAUGGGAGGUACUGAUGGUGGGCAAGAAGAAGGGAAGGGGGAUACUAGAGUAUUUUGGAAAGACAUAGUGGCAAAGUAGUGGCGCCUUCGGCGCGAUAACUAG
Molecule: messenger RNA, 3405 nt
Organism: Babesia bovis T2Bo
Lineage: Eukaryota; Apicomplexa; Aconoidasida; Piroplasmida; Babesiidae
Product: variant erythrocyte surface antigen-1 beta subunit
Exons: 10
Coding region: 26-3370 (1114 amino acids)
Source: RefSeq, a predicted model, not a curated record